ACCCCAAGGGGGGGUUGGAGGAGUGUUUGCCGCUGCGGCUGCAAGUUCUGAUCCCGGCGCGGGGCGCACAUUUCUAAUCAUCUCCAAGAACGCAUCCUAGAGGGAACGACGAGCAGAGGACCCCAGCAAACAGACCAACAAAUCACACAGUGACUGGAAAGAGCAGAGGCUUUCAGAGACUGAGGAAAGAACACUACUCAGAAAGACACAACAGAGAAUCAGUGGGAUAUAUUUUCAACGUUGUGGUGUCCUUUUUAUGUUUUUCCUCUUUCCUCAUGCUUUCCGUUCUUGUGCUUUCAAUUCUUUUUGUCUUGUCCAUGUUUCUCAUCCUCUUCCUCUCAUAAUUUAUCCCUCUGUGGUGGAAUGCUCCCUGCAAAUAGAUAGGAAGAGGCUUUCUGUGAGCUUGCUGCAGUGUUAACAAACAGUACACUGAGUCAGUAGAGAGCUGAGCGGACAGCUUGGGGAAAUCUGAUCCACAGCCGGCUGGUGAAGGAGCAGGAUCACGCGUCGCAGUUGCAGCUUUAUCCGCCCUGUGAUACUGUGCAACAACACCCCUCAUUCUUUUUUCCCCCUUUAUCCCUCUUUCUGUCCUCAUCUUGAUUGUUUCUUUUUGACUGGAUCAGGACAAUUAAUUGGAUUCUACUGCUUCCUUUUUAGCCUUACUGGAAUAUUGUACAUACAAACAAAGCAAAGGAGGUUUGGAUAUUUUUUAUUUUUAAAAAAAAAAAGGAGAAAAGGAGGAGGCUGCUUGAAAAGCAAUGGGUGACAAAGAUUAGCAGAUUAUCAUAGGAGAGUGCUGAAAAGACGCAUAAGCAAUACACACCUUACUGAUCAACCUUUUUCAGUUAUGAAAGAGACAGAUUUUGGGAUGUGAAGGACGCUGACUCGGCUAAAGCAGUCGGAACAGACUGCAUCAGGAAACAUUCUUUUCUCUUUUUUUUGGUCCGCCCAGGGUGGGGAAGCAACUAGACCCACCCUGCAAGUUUAACUCCCUGAUUAGAUAUUACUGUCCCGUCGUGGAUUGUACAUGGAGGACAUAUUAAGCAUGUUAAGGAAAAAUUGUUGUGGAUUCUCUUUGUCUUUUUGUUUUUUUGCUGCAAUGGCAUCCAAACACUGAUGCCAUGGAUUUCCUACGUGUACAGAUGUAAAUCUGUUUCUUCCCACCCAUCUCGCCCUUCCAUCUCUCUCCUUAUCUCGCCUUCUACCUAUUAGAAGCGUCGCUUCUUCUAUUUUUCUUCUUGCUAAACCCUGCUGUGAAGAUUCUUGGAGUUCACUGUUGCUUCAGCUGGACAUUAAGAGUUGGGCAGGACUAAAUACAGACUAAACGAUUAUACGUCUAUCCCAGUUCUCCAGUUUCUGUCUCUGAGUGUGAGUGUGUGUGCUUGAGUGUUUGUGAUUGUGUGUAUGCAUGUAUCUCCUGCACCCCUCCCCUCUCUCUCCAUCCUUAGAAUACAUAUUUGUGUAUGUGUUAAUGAGAGUCAGAAUCUGUGAGGUCCGUUUCUUCACCUUUGCAUUCGUCUUUUCAUCUGGCCUCGUUGGAAAACCUUUCUGCCAUGUGCAACCGAUGCCUAUCACUGGGUUAACCCUUAAUGAGCCAUAAAGGACGGCAGGGAAGGAUGAGUGAGUGUUCUGGUGCAGCUGCAUCUGGGGCAGUAAUCCUGGAGGAACCUGAAGGUUCAGGGGCAUCUGCGGGCCGUGGAGAGGGCCAGGCCCAGGAACAAGGUCCCCUUCGUUGUGCAGUUUGGCCUCGCCAGCAGACAUGGCUGUGCGUGGUUCCUUUACUUAUUGGUUUUAUUGGCCUUGGAUUGAGCCUGAUGCUGCUAAAAUGGAUUGUUGUUGGCACAGUGCGGGAUUACGUCCCAACAGAUCUGGUGGAUGCAAAUCGAAUAGGCCAAGAUCCCAUCUUCCUCUCCAAGCCAAGCGGGAUUCCCAAAAGUCCUGAUACUACCACUACUACAACUACUCCUACGAUCGAUAGCAGGAACCCCACUGCUAGAACUGUUACUGUGGCAAAGGGUAGAACUCGCACUACUGCUACCACCACAAUUACAAACGCUAGAGGGGGCGGAGCUUCAGGUAGUCAGGUAACUCCUCGGAAUCCUGUAAAUCGGAAUGGACGUGGACCUUCAGGUUUUACUACGACCACUGCAGCGCCACGUACAACUUUCAUAAUUGGAGCUGCAACAUCUAGCUCCUCACCACCCAAUCCAACGGUACUUCAUGACUCUACGCAGAUGUGGACCACAGAACAUACUACUACAGAGACGGUCUCCACUACACUCACCACACGUACGCAUAGUCACCGGAAAACACCAUCUCCAACUGUCCCUCCGCUACACUCGGAGCAUUUCAAACCCUGUCAUGAGAAGGACUUGGCCUACUGCCUGAAUGGUGGUGAAUGCUUUGUCAUCGAGACACUCAGCGGGCCUCACAAGCACUGCAAGUGUCGAGAAGGCUACCAAGGAAUCCGCUGUGACCAGUUUCUUCCCAAGACUGACUCCAUCCUGUCAGACCCAAUUGAUCACUUGGGCAUUGAGUUUAUGGAGAGCAAAGAGGUGUACAAGAGACAGGUGCUGUCGAUCACAUCCAUCGCGAUGGCAAUUAGUCUCCUGGGAACACUGUGCAUGGCCCUCUACUGCCGCAACAAGAGGCGCAGAGAAAAACUCCAGGCCCACCUGAAGGAGAGUCGCAGCUUGAAAAACUACACCACUAGUUCCCACAAUGCCCAAGAAGCCAAGAUGAGGGCCUCUAACACCAACCUGCAAAUUCAUGAGUACUGCAAACGGCCGUCCCAGACUCGCCAGGGAAACGUCUGUGAGUCCAGCUUUUCACACUGCAACGUCACAACCACACCACCCAGCAGCUCCAGAGGCACAGCCAAACAUCACAGAAGCAGUUCCCUGUCUCACAGCCCCGACCAGAGAAUGCGUGCAGCCCAUUGGUCAGCUCCUCGCCGGACUCCACCCAUACCCAGUAGAAGAUUAAACCCAAUUGGAGGUUCCAAGUAUUCUGGCCCCGCCUACCAGCACCUUCAGGAAGUGGACUCAUCUGAGAAAGAGGCCGAAGCACAAAGAGGUGUCCAAGUGCAGGGAGAGAGCCAGUGUGAUGACGCCUUCCUACAUAUGCAAGCGCCUGUGAUGGAGGCCUUGUCGCCAUCGCCUUGGAGCGGCUGCGUGGAGGUGCGUGCACACCUGUGUCCUCCAUCUGAGCACAACGAACCCAAUCACACCACCCGCAGCCUGAGAAGACCGGGACACCGUCGAAGCCACUCCCCGCCUCCCCCAUUUCGCUCCUGCUCUAUCCCCAUAAUUCCAUCCGUGCAGUCUCACCAUGACAGUGAGGUGUCUUGCAUGCAAACCACCCCAGCAACCACAACGAUGUCAGUCACCUGCGGAGCUACGCCUUCCAAGGAGGAGAAGAAAGAGAAGGCAGCGCACGCCGCGUUGUUUUCAUCUUCCUGCUCGUCCACCAUUGGACAGCAGCGGGAUGAGGUGGCGCUACUGCUCGAAGAGGCACAGGAGCAACUCAGGGCGUUGGCGCUGGCUCACAGGAAGCAGGAGGGCAGCGGAGUCAUCUGCAGCACCUCAGCUGUUGUGCUGGUGGAAGCCAGAGAAACGGUUUGCUUCCUGAACGUUAACGGAGGAAAUGCCGGGGCGCUGAGUUGUAACGGACCCACGCAGACCCAGCUACUCAGCCCCAGCCUACCACACAGAGACCUGGGCCAAACCGGCCAAUGAGAGGAAAGAUUUAGGACAUUCACCUGCUGUUUUACACUGUUUGACAGACUCUGGUGUUCUGCAUCUGUGGGAUGAGAAUGGAAAUGCUGAAUUGGAUGGGGGGUAAAAAAUGUAAUAUCAUGGGUAAUCUGAAAAUGUGCUGAUGAUAUGCAUACUGUAUGUAUACGAGCAUACAAACACUUCUCGAGUGGCCGCCUUUACACCGACUGACAGUAUAGAAAAAGAAAAAAAGUAUUUACAUGCAUUUAUUUACGAAACAAGAGAAACACUUCUACUUAGACAAAAAGAAACCAAAUAGUCUGUCAAAUCCAUGGUGUUUUUAAUUGUAAAAAAAAUAUAAAUAUAUAUAUAUAUAUAUAUAAAUAUAUAUGGAUAUAAAUAUAUGGAAUUCAAAAGUGACCAAGUAAAAGUUGAAGAACACAGGAAUGAUGUAACUAUUUUUGUUUGUUUGUUUUUUUUUUGUUUUUGUUUGUUUGUUUUUACUUUCUUGGUUUUGUAUUAACUCACAUUUCGGUUCUGGCUCAAUGAAGAACUCCAUUAAUGUUCUGCCGCACGUCCGCGAGCCUGAAUCGGAUUCUGUGAGCCUGCACGGAAUCAAAAAUGGCCAACGAGAAAAAAAAAGGAGCGUCCACGCCAAUUUCACCCCCCUUUGCCUUUAAAAUAAACUGUUACCCAGCCAAGAAUUACAGCACAGCCCUCUGUGGUAAUCAAAAACACUGAGGAUUUAUGACGCAAAACAAAAACUCCCCAGCUAUGUGUGUGUGUGUGCGUGCUGUGUGUGUGUGUGUGUGUGCACGCGUGUGUGUCUGUGUCUGUGCUGGGAAAUCGUGAAGGAAGAGACAAAGAAAAACUAAGAACCGAGUUCUCCCGGAGCCGCUCGGAUUUGGGAGGGCAGAUGCUGACUCCAGUUUGGCCAGUUUGUUUGAAACCAGUCUAGAUUAUUUUUGUUUUUAUUACAAAUUAUAUUUUCACACUCAUAUGCACACAUGCUCACCUGUGAAUUAUUAUUUGGUUGGUUGCAUAAAUAAACAGAAGGACUAAGAAGGACAGUGGGCUACGGGGCACCGCAGGAGCGAAUGUUUAGUUUGUUUUCCAUUUUUUGGUUAUUAAUGAACAAUGCUGCUUUCUGGGGCUGAUGGGAGGGACGACCACAUGGUUUUGGUAUUGAAACAAGAAAUAAAUGUCUCUAUGUUGUAUCCUA
Molecule: messenger RNA, 4938 nt
Organism: Archocentrus centrarchus (flier cichlid)
Lineage: Eukaryota; Metazoa; Chordata; Actinopteri; Cichliformes; Cichlidae
Gene: nrg3a
Product: neuregulin 3a
Exons: 10
Coding region: 1590-3737 (715 amino acids)
Biological process (GO): animal organ development; nervous system development; intracellular signal transduction
Molecular function (GO): chemorepellent activity
Source: RefSeq, a predicted model, not a curated record